AUGGCCUGGGAAUGCCAACGAAGUCCUUACUUACGUCAGUUUGAAUCAAAAGUUGUUUCUUGUACACCAGCAAAGCUAGAAGGCAAAAAUGGCUUUGAUGUCGUGUUGGAAGACACAAUCCUUUUUCCUGCCGGAGGUGGUCAGCCGGAUGAUCGUGGAACAAUUAAUGAAGUGCCGGUUCAUGACGUUCGUAGAGAUGGCUCAAAGGCAGUUCACUUUACUGAGAAAUCAUUAGAAGUUGAUGCCAAUGCUCAUAUUGUCGUAGAUUGGAAUAGAAGAUUCGAUCAUAUGCAACAGCAUACUGGCCAGCACUUAAUAACUGCAGUUUUUGAAAAUCGUUAUGGAUAUAAGACUCUUUCAUGGAAUCUAGGAAAAGUUAAAUCAAGCAUAGAAUUAUCAUGUAAAUCGAUGACUCAGGAGGAAAUUGAUUGUGCAGAACUAGAGAUUAAUAAAGCUAUUAAAGCUAAUACUCCAGUUAGUGUGCAUCUCUACGAAAAAGACGAUCCGGGAUUGGAGAAAAUACGCAGUAGAGGUAUCCCAGAUGAUUUUGCUGGACCUGUUAGAGUGGUUGAAAUUGAAAAUAUUGAUGCGAAUACAUGCUGUGGUACACAUCUAGCAAAUUUAAGUCAUCUACAAAUGAUUAAGUUACUGCAUACUGAACCCACACGAGGAUGUACAAGGAUUCAUUUUCUUGCUGGUAAUCGUGUAAUGAAUACUCUAUGCAGUAUGAUUAAUACGGAGAGAAAGUUAACUCAAAUACUGAGCUGCGGUCCAGAAGAUCAUGUGGAUCAAGUUCAAAAAUUACAAAAGACUGCCAAAAGUUCACAAAAAGCGGCCCGUAAUUAUCUCAGAGAAAUUGCCACUCUCGAAGCUGAGAAAUUUAACAAUACUAGCGAUUUGGUGCUGUGCGUCCAUAGGGAAGAUGGAGAUAUGGACUUUUUGAAUGUAAUCAAUUCCAAAAUAAGAAACAAGAAUGCAAUCAUUUUCCUGUCCGUUGGAUCAAAUAGCACGGGAGGACAAUUCCUACUGACUGGCCCGCCAAGUCUAAUCGACAAGAUUGGACCUAGUGUUGCGGAAAGGUUACAGGGUAAAGGGGGAGGUAAAAAAGGUCGUUAUCAAGGCAAAGCUAAAGCUUUUAAUAAGAUAACCGAUGUCCAAGAGUUUGUAAAGAAUAGUGCCGUUGCUGAUAGUUCAUAA
Trichoplax adhaerens is the source of this 1197-nucleotide messenger RNA. RefSeq lists its product as uncharacterized. Gene Ontology annotation, biological process: tRNA aminoacylation; regulation of translational fidelity. The transcript is spliced from 13 exons. The record is from RefSeq and is a predicted model, not a curated record. Bases 1 to 1197 code for a protein of 398 amino acids. Gene Ontology annotation, molecular function: Ser-tRNA(Ala) deacylase activity; ATP binding; aminoacyl-tRNA ligase activity. Lineage: Eukaryota; Metazoa; Placozoa; Uniplacotomia; Trichoplacea; Trichoplacidae.